UGAAGUAAAAACAAAAAUAAGCUUCUUGAAUGAAGAGACAGACAAUGUAUCGCUGUCGUUUGAAAGCGCCCCAAAAGCCUUACUUUAUCACCAACGGGCGCAGAAGUGACAUAAAGUAAGCUCGGGGAGAGUGCUGGUCGCGGUUCUCCACUAACAUCGGCAUGAUGAUGGACGAAGACUUUCUGCUGGCUCUUCAGCUGCAGGAGCAGUUCGACCAGGAAGCGUCGGCCUCCUCCUCCUCCAGUUCUGAACAAAGCAGUAACAAGAAGAGACGAGUGGCUCCAGACGAGGUCCGGAUCAUCCCGUACGCCGGUGGCGGCUCUCUGCACCCCGAGCGGCCCCUGUCGAUCGUGGACGAGUCGUGGGAGCUGCUGGACCCCAACCCUGACGUCAGGGCCAUGUUUCUGGCCUUCAACGACAUGUUCUUUUGGGGCAAACUCAGCGGGGUGGAAGUGAGGUGGAGCCCCCGGAUGACCCUGUGUGCGGGUUUGUGCUGCUAUGAAGGCCGGGGGGGACUGUGCUCAAUUCGACUCAGUGAACCGUUGCUGAAACUAAGACCGCGCCGAGAUCUGGUGCAGACCCUCCUGCAUGAGAUGAUCCACGCUUUGCUCUUUGUGACCCAGAACAACCGAGAUCGAGAUGGACACGGUCCGGAGUUCUGCAAGCACAUGGACAGAAUCAAUAAAGCCAGUGGCACAAAUAUCACUGUAUAUCAUACCUUUCACGAUGAAGUGGACCUGUACCGCCAGCACUGGUGGCGCUGUAAUGGACCGUGUCAAAACCUGAAGCCUUUCUUUGGCUACGUCAAGCGAGCCAUGAACCGGGCUCCUUCGGCCCAGGACCCAUGGUGGGCAGACCACCAGCAGUCCUGUGGGGGCACUUACAUUAAAAUCAAAGAGCCAGAGAACUAUGGGAAGAAGGACAAGAAGGACCAUAACAAAGACACAAAGGGUCACACACAACCUGCAAACAGAAGCAAAUCAGGUUUGCAGGACAUAAGAAAUGUUCUUCCGUUCAGCGGCAAAGGCUUUGUCCUUGGGGGGAACCCUCGGCCAGCCUCACCUGAAAAACAGCCGGAGCUCAGUAACGCCAGACUACCAUCGAGUACGUUUUCGGGAAAAAACCACAAUGGACCUGGCCAGGCCAGUCCAGGGAAGAUCGGGGGUCAAGCCACCGUGAGCUCUGGUUCAAGUGGACCGCAGAACCUGCCCAAGAGACCAAAUUCUCUAAAUAAAAAGUCUGUCAGCAACACCAAGGCAUUUGUCAAUAUAAAUGGAUCUCCAGUUCGAAUUUCAGGGACCCUCAACACCAAUUUCAGCAGGGUAAAGCAGAAAUCAUUCAGUGACCUCUUCAGCCCCGGUGGAGCCAAGUCUGCUCCAUGGGCAGGACAGAGCUGUAUAAGUUCUAGUGCCUCCACUAGCACCUCCUUCAAGACCACAGGACCGUCGUAUGCUGAAAAGGACGGAGGCGCGUCAGCAGAUUUACGAGACACAGCCUUUACCAGCAAUUCCGUGAACCUUGGACGGGCUCACAGCAAUCAUUCUUCCAACCCUGCAGACUCGAGGCCUGGUUCUGGUUUUCAUUCAGAACAGAUCAGGUCACCUAAAAAGCCAUCAUCCACCCUUCCUAUUUCCAAGAAAAGGCCUUGGGAGGGCAUCACCUCCACGAACAUCUGUGAUUUUUUCAAAAGGAAAACAGGCGUGUCUUCUGGGGUCGUGGAUACGAGGGAGACUCCUGCUCCAGCUGCCACCUGUUCUUUCUCCCAACCAGCCCUUCAGGCAGCCCCUGCUGACACCACGGAUCCCAGGGUUAGGUGCCCCGUGUGUCAGAUCCCUGUGCCUGAGUCAAAGAUCAAUGAGCAUUUAGACUCCUGUCUCACAUGACUGGCAGCCCUACAGACCUGCUGUAGACAUCACCGUGAGAGGAAACGUUAAAUAAUAGCUGAUGCUAUUUAAAAAGAAAUGAUUAUAAGAAGUUUUUACAGUGAACAUUGGGUCCAUAUAAUUGUCUGUGUAGUUUCAGCAGUAUUUAAGUUCCACUGAAGCAGAUUCUUUAAAGUUGCAGACCUCAAGAGUUACAGAUGUUCCUUAUCCAACAAAAUGUCACAAUUUGAAAUCUACAAGCUGUUAACUGUCAGAAGGGGGGAAUGUCCCCCUUUGAUAUCGGGAGGUUUGAACAUUACUGAACAACAGUGUUCCUUUACAAAGAGUAGCUCUGUGACAAGCAAAUUGUGCUCCUUGUGCGUAAUGGAGCGUUUUUGUUAUUUGUCAGCUUUGAGGUUUCACUUUGAAAUGUGAUGUACACACCUUGGAUCCCAGUGUUUCCGUUCCCAGGCUAAGCCUUCUUAUCCAAAUUUGCUCCUCCUGCUAUGGUAGUAACAAAACCAAAGC
Scleropages formosus (Asian bonytongue) is the source of this 2390-nucleotide messenger RNA. It is a transcript of the gene sprtn, whose product is annotated as SprT-like N-terminal domain. Gene Ontology annotation, biological process: DNA repair. The record is from RefSeq and is a predicted model, not a curated record. NCBI's taxonomy places the organism in Eukaryota, Metazoa, Chordata, Actinopteri, Osteoglossiformes, Osteoglossidae. Bases 162 to 1883 code for a protein of 573 amino acids. The transcript is spliced from 5 exons. Gene Ontology annotation, molecular function: single-stranded DNA binding; metalloendopeptidase activity; polyubiquitin modification-dependent protein binding. Gene Ontology annotation, cellular component: nucleus.